UAAAGCCGACCUCACGAAAGAUUACCGCCGCCGAAUUGGAAUUGACACUUAGUUGUGUGUUUCUGCGCGAGGGCAAAGCGACGGAUGAAGACAUGCAGAGCGUCGUUUCUCUGAUGUCCGUCAACAAUAAUUGUGAUGUUGCUCCACUGGACGACUUAGAGGAUAUACCCGAUCUGGAGAGUUCGGGCGAUAUUUCGGAUCAUUUAUAUGAUUUCACGCAACAGCUGGAGCAAAUGACGACUAGUUUGAACGGUUGUAUGGACCUGCCAACGCCAUUGAGUGUUCCUUCCUUGUCCGAAGACCCAACUCCAUUGGCCGAACAUAAUCGUUUGAAUUUUGAAUUCGAAUCAGAGAAACAAUUUGACUUCGAUGUCAGCGACGAGCUGCUUAAGACGCCCAGCGCUGCACAACCUCAAGUGCAGCAACAGCAACCAGAUCAACAGUCUGAGAGGGAAAACACCGUUGCUGAUAAAGAGCCGAAGCAUUCAGUUCCUGCACUGACGCCUGCCCAUCCAGCGGGAGUGAAGAGUAAAAUUGUUACAUCGACCCCAAUUGCCAACUCUGGCACUGCCAAGACGACCGAACGCAAGCCGAGCGCAGUGAGUGAAGUUGGUGCGCGUCGCUCAAUCGACUUCCAAGGCGCCAAGACUAGCAGCACAAGCAACAGCGAGGAGUCACCGCAACAAAAUGGCGAAAUCAGCAAAGUGGUGGCCAGCGCUGCAGUCUCUGUUACAGGUGAAGCUGGUGAAAAGACACAAUUGGCAGAAGCGAAAGCUGAGGAAAGGCCAACUAAGUUCAGUGGCACCAAGUCUACAACACUUAGCUCCUUGCUGUCUAUGUCGACCCCUACUGCAGCAACAGCAACGACACCAAUUAAACCGGGUGAGAGUGAGGAGUCGAAGAGCAAGUCGGUAAGCGUUGGCAACGUUGCGCCGCCCAAACCCGCGCGUAACGACAUCAAACGCGCCGAAUUGCAGCCGCUCAAUUUGAAGAAGAGCUAUGAGCAUGACAACAACAGCAAGAGCAACAACAGCAUUGCCAUGACCAACAGCAUCAGCAAUCCAAACAACAAUAAUGUGAGCAGCAUUAACAGCAACAACAGUCUGACGGUGAAUGGUUCCGCUAAGACAGUGGAGAAAAUCGUCUUGAAAGAGAAUACACCAGGGCAAGAUUUGCUGGAGUGGUGCAAAGAUGUGACUAAGGACUAUCCGAAUGUGAAGGUGACCAAUUUGACGACCAGCUGGCGUAACGGCAUGGCGUUCUGUGCAAUCAUCCAUCACUUUGAGCCGGACCUGAUUGACAUGUCGAAAAUCUCCGCACACGAUGUGGUGGGCAACUGCCGCACCGCCUUCGAUGCCGCCGAAUCGCUUGGCAUACCGCGCGUCAUUGAGCCACGUGACAUGAGUUUGCUGGCUGUGCCGGACAAAUUGGCUGUCAUGACGUAUCUGCAUCAGUUGCGAGCGCAUUUCACAGGCAAACAAUUGCAAAUUGAACAAAUUGGACCCACGUCAGACGAGUCAAGUUAUGUGAUCGGUAAUUACAAGUCGGACAACCUUUCGCAGAAUCUACUCAAUUUAAGCCACUUGAAAGCGCAAUUGUUGCACCAGAAUUCGCUCGACGACGACAUCUUAGGCAUCGAGACGAAAAACAAUUCAACGCCAGCGCAACCUUCGCCAACGGCGAAGAAGGAUGUAAAGAAUUUAAUACUCGCGGGCUCGAAGAAUAUUUUGGGCAAAGUGCUUUCACCAACAAAGGAUAAGAAUUCGAUCAAUGCAUCACAUCAUAGUCAUGUGGGCAAUCAGACAGCUCCCAUCGAGGACAAGGAGAAUACAAAUGCCGACACGGGUGUUGGUGCUUCAACGGAUGACUUUUAUAAUAAAUCGAAUUUGGUGCGAUCAGAAACAAAGCAGGGGACGCCCCAUUCGCCAACAGCGCUGGAUCCCAAUGCGGCGAAUCGCAUUUUGUCUCGACACAAAGAGAUGAGUGAAAAAGCUAAAUUGAUGAUCGAGAAGCUGAAAAUUUCCAACGGCGUUGAGCGCAACGAGAACGACGAGGAACGUCAGCUACGUUUACGUGAGCAAGCGCGUCGCCUAAUUCUCGAGACUCGUACCAAAUCAGUUAAUGGCGGCGGCGGUGGCGGCAACUUGGAUAGCCCGACCACACCCACCAAGCUGAAACGCAUGAACUUCUCACCUGAACGCACCAUUUCACCCAUCCACAAUGGCAUCGAGGACUAUGGUGUGCCAAGCGUGGGCAACAAUUCACCAACAAAGGUGCCAAUGUCGCCAACGAAGAAGAUCACACCGCCGCGCGACGUGGAUGCCUUGUCAGCGACAACCAAUAGCAAUAGUAAAAUGUUGAGUCCUAGUCAUAGAUUAAGCGAACGCUUCAGCAACGGCACGAGCAACAGCGGCGGCAACAGUCCACUGCAGUCAUUCAAUGCCGUCAUGGAGCGUAUCUCACCAAAGAAUGAUAAGAAGGGUGACAAACUCUCCUACAUCGAAUCGGAAUUGGAAGCGCUGGAGCGUGAACAGGUAGCCAUCGACCAGAAGGCAAGCAGCCUGGAGAAGAAACUGCGCGCAGUCAUGGGCGGCAAUCCAAAAACCGAUGAAACGGAGGAGCAAUUGCUGUCGCAAUGGUUUACGCUCGUCAACAAAAAGAACGCGCUGCUACGACGCCAAAUGCAGCUCAAUAUACUUGAGCAAGAAAGCGAUUUGGAGCGCAAAUACACGCUUUUAAAUCAGGAGUUGCGUGCCGCGCAGUCCGUUGAAGAUUGGCGGAAAACGGAAGCACAACGUGAAAAGGAGCGACUGCUGCUCGAGGAACUAGUGUCCAUUGUGGACAAACGUGAUCAGUUGGUGCAGCACUUACACAGUCAGGAAAUUGCUAUCGAGGACGAUCAUGAGAUUGCGCGUGAACUGGAACAGGUGGAUAUCAGUGGCGACAAGGACAAGUGCGUUUUGCAAUGAAUCGCCACGGCGCUAAAAUUUAAAAUAUGUCUCUCGUCCGCAACUCGCAACUCAGUGAAGACGACUCUUAAGUAAAAAAACAAUUAAUUCGCAUUAUCUAAACAAUUUUUACAAUGCGUUUACGCAUAAAAAAGCGUAACUUAUUAUGAAGAAACGUUGAAUGAAAAUUCUGCGGUAGUUAGUCUUCAAGAUGAAUUCAUUUUCUACAACAGCGACAGUCAAGUCAAGUAAAAAUUUUCCUUGAGCAUAGCAAUUACUUAUUGAUUAAUCAACAAUUUGCUUGUUUGCAUAAAUAAUUCCGCCUUACGAAAGCGUGAAUGAACCGAUUUGAAAUUAAAAAUCAAAUACUUAGGCCGAUACACUGGGUGACAUAACAAGUGGUUUUGUCAUUAGGCCAUACAUUUUUGUAGGGCUAAAAAUUCGUGACAAUGUGGUGGUUAUGACAGCUGGUGAAUGCCCUAACUACAUACAUACCUAUGUAACAUUUGGUUCCUGAGCCUUUCGUUUACUACUGAAAAAUCUAUAUCACUGUUUAUUUUUUAUGAAUGUCUAAGCGCCGAUGCACAAUUCUAAACGAACGGCAGCGUUUGCAAUAACUGUGAACGCGGACAAUUACGAAGCACGACCCUCUACUGAACACACAAUAUAAAAUGGUCGAAGUUGCAGAAAAACCAAAUUGCAAUAAUACAAAUUGAAUUUUCUCUUAUUUAAUUUUUUUUAUAGACAAUUUUAUUUCGCGCUAUAUAGUACACAUGUAUGUUAAUUCAUCCGAAGUACUUUUAUACCUUUAAGUUUUAUUAGAGAAUAAUUCUUUUUAAUAAACUCAAAAUUAAAAUACUAAAUAAAAAAAACCAAAACCUGUUGCGUGCAACUUAAACACAAAUUUGAAAAAACGUCCGUUAGUUUUGUAAGCAAAAGUAACACAAAAGAAUAAAAAUCAACAUAGUGAACAAAUAUGAAAUAAUUUAUAUUGUCCUAAGACCUAAAUCCCAGUUUUGUACGGUUUUUGCUUCACACGCUUCUUUUUUGUGCCAUUCUUUCGUUCAGCCAACACGACCGUUUAACGAUACUCAUUUCAACGCUUACACUGCUUUUUACAACUAUUUUACUUAAUUCGAAUUGAAUAUCCAGUUUGCUAUACAAAAUAUUAUUUGAAUUUCAAGAAAGUCAGAGAAGAUUCGUUUGAGUGGUACUUUUAAAAUGUUGAACUUAAAUUAGCUGUAUCAAUGACUUCAGCUCAGUUAUGGUUUUGCAAUGUUCUUUUUUCAUCUAAUCUAUCAAUUGUAAAUUAUUUUUAAUUGUAUAUUUAAGCUGUAAUUACAUACAUUUAUUUUUUGAUAGUGGUUUAGUUUAUAAUUUGACUAGUGUGAUCCUAACUGUUAACUGUACCUACCUGUUUAUUAUUAAACAACAAAAACCAAGUAAAAUAUAAAAAUACGUGUUUAGUUUCAUAAUUAUUAUUAUUAUUUUUAAAUUUAUUAUUAGGUAUCGUUUGGUAUUAAAUUGCUUACCGAAUAGAAAUUGGUGACUAUCGACUUUUGUUUUUACCUUCACCCCCAAAUUAUGUUAUGAUUAUUUAGUGCUUUUGAUUUCGUUGCCUAUGGAUCUAACGCGAAACGUUGCAUUGAUGGCGUUUCAAAAAUACUUAAAAACCUAUAAUUUUAAAUGUACUUUAAAUGGAACUGCGAACAGAAAAUUAUUACGUUUAAGUGAUCUAUUGAUAAUACAUGCAUAACUAGAUAUGUAUAUGAAUGAUAUAUGGAUAUGUACUAAAUGUGAAAUAAUCAACAAAA
Rhagoletis zephyria (snowberry fruit fly) is the source of this 4762-nucleotide messenger RNA. Its product is annotated as EH domain-binding protein 1-like. The record is from RefSeq and is a predicted model, not a curated record. Gene Ontology annotation, molecular function: protein binding. NCBI's taxonomy places the organism in Eukaryota, Metazoa, Arthropoda, Insecta, Diptera, Tephritidae.